Messenger RNA from Macrosiphum euphorbiae (potato aphid), 732 nucleotides. The record is from the annotation of a GenBank genome assembly. Lineage: Eukaryota; Metazoa; Arthropoda; Insecta; Hemiptera; Aphididae.
AUGGUAGUGCAUGAAGGUAGUAACGUGACGUUACAAUGUGCCGCUACAGGAUACCCAAGUCCAACAAUCACAUGGCGAAGAGAAGGCAACCAUAACAUCGUGAUUUCUAACACGUUAACUGUUGCAGUAGUGGAUAGCUCCACGCUUACCUUUCACCGUGUGACAAGACAACACAUGGGUUCAUAUCUUUGCAUUGCUUCCAAUGGCGUGCCACCGACAGUCAGCAAGCGCAUUACUCUGAUCGUCCACUUCGCUCCCAUGGUUUGGAUUCAAAAUCAACUGGUCGGUGAUUUUGUGGGAGAUCGAUUGUCAAUAGAAUGUCACGUCGAAGCAUUCCCGAAGUCCAUAAAUUAUUGGUCGUCAGAAAACAGAAACUUACUGACUCAAGGAGAUAAUUACGAUACAACGUUAAAAGAAGUCAAUUAUAAAACAGAAAUGAGAUUAACCAUUAAUCAAGUAAAAGAAGAACAUUUCGGCACGUGCCAUUGUGUUUCGAAAAACUCUUUAGGCGCAACGGACGGGACUAUCAAAGUUUAUAAAUUACCAGGAAAAAACUGGAACAAUAAUUAUCAGACGUCCGUGACGGCUUCAAAUAACGGCCUGCAGCAUAAUAUUACAGGGUCUACGUCUAAUAGAGAAGGCAAAAAUAACUGUGUGCCGAUCAAUCCUAAGCCUGUGGUAAUUUUUUAUUGCAUUGUCUUAUGCGGAAUACUGUUAUCCAAAUCAUCAUGA